ACUGCUGUAGAAAGUGUGUGAAGAGAUUGAGAGAUUGAGAGAGAGAGAGAGAGGGAGGAGUGUGAACUGUUGGAUUAAUAGUGUUAAAAGUGAUAUAAAAGUGAAGGAGAGAUCAGAGGUGUAGAAUCAGAGAGGAAGAAGGUUUCUGCUGUAGAGCUCUGAGAUCUACUGCAGCUCUAAAUGGAGAUUUAACUGGAUUAAACUGCAGACCAGUGAUCGGAGACGGAGAUGGAGACCCUCUUUGCUAAAGCUCUGUAUGAUAACACAGCAGAGAGUCAGGAUGAGCUGGAGUUCCAGAAAGGAGACGUAGUUGUGGUGAAGGAGCAGAAGGUGGAGGGGAGCCCGGGCUGGUGGAGGUGUUCUCUACACGGGAGGGAAGGUCUGGCCCCGGCGAACCGGCUGAUACGACUUUCUGCGGCCGAGGCCGAAGCUCUGGGGUUUAAAACCUCCAGCAUUUAUCAGAUUCCCAGUGUUUCCCAACCCGUAGAGUCCAGCCCCACCUACGAGGUCAUGGACCGGGUCUACAAGGUUCCCUCCAAGCAAAUCCCCGUUCCUUUCCCACAGAAGCACCGAGCGCCGGAGGUGCCCGAGGGGAACGUCUCUCCACACAGGGUGGCGCAGGUUUCCUUCUGUUCAGAUGUGUACGACGUCCCGAGUCUUGCGAGAAAAGGCUCCCUAAACACAACACCAUCGCCACGGCCUUUAGUACGGAAUAAGUCUCUGCUGCCGCCUACACAGAUCCCCAAACGAUAUGAAACCAUGGACAACAGAAUGUGGAAACCAUGUCAAAACAAUGUCUACGCUGUACCGCCAUCAAUCGCCCAGGAGUCCAAUUACGACAUCCCCGUGCCUUCAAACAGUAGUGAGGUUCAUCAAAGACUUGCUUGCGGCUACAGCACUAUGCCCAACCCACGCAAAUCUGAAUGGAUCUACGACGUUCCCGUUACGCCCGAGAAGUCCUGUGCUAAAGCAGGAAUCUACAACACCAUGUCGCCAAAAGGUGCGAAUCCAGAACAACUUUAUGACACACUUCCAGCACGAGUUUCUUCUUCUAUGUCCUCUACGACGACGUCUACUUCCUCGCUCUACGACAUUCCCAAACCUAGUACUGCUGUGCAACAGUGCAUUAACUCCAGCAAGCCAGUGAAGGAAUCCAUCUACGAUAUUCCACCGUGUGCCAAGCCACGAGAACCUUCUCUGGAUGCUACAGGAGUCCAAAAGUUGCAGAACGUAAGCUUGAGCGAUUCUGACAAGGGAGUUGUUCCUUUGGAGUACAGAGGAAAGAGUGGACCCAUGUAUGAUUUUCCACGAGUGCUCCCAACGUGGGGCCGCCAGGGAAGACUAUCUAGCCAGUCGUCGGAAGGAGCAAUCAGCACAGAGACCGAGGAGAGCGUUGAAAAGGAUAGAAGACUAUCUGUGACCAACAACCAACGUAGCUCCAUGGCAUCCAUGGCAUCCACCACCUCCAGCUCUUCCAGAAGCUCCUGCGACUCCCUGAUGCUGAGCUCUCCUUCGCCUGAGCCUCUACGGGAGAUUACAAUGCCUCAAGAAGAGGUCUCCCAACAGUUGAUGGAACUUCAAGACAUGGUAUGUCGAGCCAUACCAAAACUCAUGGAUUUCGUAAGCAGCAGCUGGAGAAGCAGAGAGCACCUCGGCGAACAUCUCCAGGAAAUCCACGCAGCCGCAGAAGGCGUGGCGAAUUCCGUCACAAGCUUCCUCGAUUUCGUUCUGGACGUCAGAGGAAAUGCUCGGCGGCUGACCGACUCCAACCUUCAGACGAGGCUCCAGAAGCAGCUAUCCAUCGUGGAAGACUCCGGACUCAUCCUCCAGCAGUCUGUAGACGCCCUCGGUGGUUUGGGGUGGUCUCUCGAUGCCCUGGUUCAGGACCCUGGCCAACCACAUACUCCAGACCAGCUGGAGCGCUUCGUCAUGGUGGCUCGAACUGUGCCUGAAGAUGUGAAGCGUCUUGUGUCCAUCCUCAACGCUAACGGAAAGCUUCUCUUCAGAAGUGCGACGAAGGAAUCAGAGACACCCAAAAACGCCAGUCCCACAAACCCAAGACCGAGCCAAGGCAAGAGCGAACCACCGCAAGACUCGGAGGGAGACGACAACGAUUAUGUACAACUUCAGACGAAAACAGAGUUUGAGCAGCAGCAGCAGCAAAUGAAAACAGAUAACAACACAAAACCAGGCAGAGAAGAAGAAAAGAAGGAAAAACAGAUUUCCAAACCACCACCACCACCCCCAAAGCCAGCCAGCACCCCAAAAAGCCCCGGAACGUCUCAGAUCUCAGACCACUGCCGGCUGUACUUUGGAGCCAUUAAGAAAGCCAUCACGGUGUUCAUCAGCAGCCUGGAGGAGGGCCAGCCCCCCGAGAAGUUCAUAGCCCACGGGAAGCUGGUGAUCAUGGUGGGUCAGAGGCUGAUGGAAUCGCUGUGCGGUGAAGCUCAGAACCGGCCGGACAGUCAGGAGCUCCUCUGUAAGAGUAAUCACCUGUGCGCUCUGCUGAAACAGCUCGCCGUGGCCACCAAGAAAGCAGCGCUGCACUUCCCCGACCAAGUCGCCAUCCAGGAGGCGCAGGACUUCGCCAAGGAACUCGCUCAGAGAGCUCACAACUUCCGCAUGUCUUUAGACGGCUGAGGAAGACGCUGUUAGCUCUAGACCUUCGGGAUCUUGAAGCAUCCUCUACGAGUCCACAACGGCAGAUUAAAGGGGGACAAGCGAGACUUGUAGCUAAGAUUUGGCGACAAGCGACUCGGCGACAAAACGACAAGCGACAAAUAGAGUUGAGACUUUCUACACAAAUCCAUGUAUCAUUCGUUUUAUUCGAUUUUUUAAAUUGAGAAUCCAAAAUAGGAAAAUAAAAGAAACUAAUAUUUCGUUUUUUGUUUUUGAAUAUAAAACAAAAAAUAACUUCCGCAUGUCUUUGGACGGAAAUCAUCAUCAAAGACAGUCAACCUUCUUUCACAAGUAAAAGGUUUAUUUCCUUUAUUCAUGAAUGGAAUGGACUGUAUUUAUGUUCCUUUGGCUGCAAAAAGCAAACUAAAAUGCAGCGUAAAACGUCUUGGCUACUGGGAUGCCACCACUAGAGCAUUACUAAGCAGCAGAUUCGAAACGUAGAUAACUGAUGGUAAUCACAGCAGCCCUGUAACAGAUCAUGAGCUGAAAAAGCUCCUUUCCUUCUGCUCCGCUCUUAAACUGCAGCCCCCGCAGUUAGAACAACAUUUCCCUUAAAAUACUACGACUUCAUUAUUCUUGAAGUAAACUGUUUUUUUUUUUGGGCCACUAAUAUUACAAGAUUAAUCUGGUCUGUUUUGUUUUUUUCCUGGUCCAUUUUUGUUUGCAUCAUCAAAUAAAAAAACAGAAAAUGCAAGCAGUGAUUUGUUUUAGGUAUUAUAUUCAACAACGAAAAACAAAAUGAGGAGGUGUUUUUUUUUUCAUUUUUUAAUUAUGGAUUCUCAACUAAAAAAAAAAAAUCAAAAGAACGAAUGAUGCACGGAUUUAAAUAGAUUGGAUGAUUUUUGAUUCCUGUGGUGCUAUGCGUGUUAAUUUGCCCAGCAGUGCGUUUCUGAACAUGUCAGGGAGGUUUAUGGCUCUGAUUUUUGAUCAAAUACAGGAACAAUUUGAAGGAAAAUGAAGCGUGAAUGAAAUCAGCACAUGGCUUAAUAAUUAGCAUGCUUAGAUUAGCCUCCUUGCUAAUUCUGAAAACAAACAGACGGUAUGAGCUCUAUCUUAAACCCUGCCAUUAAAAGAUUAUAUUAUAUUUACUGCCAGAAGAGAACUCCCAAGCUAACAAUUUUUUAUUAAGAAAAUCAAAAAUAAGCAAAAAAUUGCACUUUUGUGAUUCAAACAUUUAGUCAGAAUUGUAGUGAGGAUAAUGUAUGUAUGUAUAAAGUAGAGAAAUAUACUAUAGGUAACUAUUUUUGUACAUUUUGCAGAAUCGUAUUGUCUGUUUCAGCACUGUGUAAAUAUUCUCUUUAAAUUUAUUGUUUCAAUUUUUACUUUUUCUACGCUUUUAUUCAUAUAUAUAUAUUUAGAAGCUUUUUGUUUGUAUUUUUUGCUUUAAUAUGAAAAACUGGCAUGUCUCCUUCAAUAUAACCAUAUUUACAUGCAUCAUUUUAGUAGUAAUACCAUUAAAACAUUGAGAUAUGCAGUUUAUAUGAUAUAUUGUAUGAUUUUGCAGUGCAAUGACCUUUAAACUUUAAACACCGUAAAAUAAAGUGGUGGCUCCCUCUGCUGGUUCUGAGGUAACUGCAAAUUAAUGUUUUAAUUCUUUGGAUUUUCACAAAUAAAGGACUUAAAAUAACAAUAAAA
Molecule: messenger RNA, 4314 nt
Organism: Astyanax mexicanus (Mexican tetra)
Lineage: Eukaryota; Metazoa; Chordata; Actinopteri; Characiformes; Acestrorhamphidae
Gene: cass4
Product: Cas scaffold protein family member 4
Exons: 7
Coding region: 229-2640 (803 amino acids)
Biological process (GO): cell migration; cell surface receptor protein tyrosine kinase signaling pathway
Cellular component (GO): cytoplasm; plasma membrane
Molecular function (GO): protein binding
Source: RefSeq, a predicted model, not a curated record